AUGGACAACACAAGAGCCACCAUGAUUCAACUCACUAUGCUGGUUUUGCUCCUGGGAGACUCCCUAUUGAUCCCUAUUGCGGCUGUGGAUCUCCAUCACCUGAAGAAAGGAGGGUGUCCGCCUGUUACAAAGUUCCCCUCAUCAGUAAAAAUUAAUCUGAACAUUAAUGGAAAGAAUGCUCCCACCAUGAGUGGCGAUUUGAGGAAACGCUCCAUCUCUCCUUGGGAAUACAGCUAUGAUGUAAACAACAAUCGAUUUCCCUCUACAAUUGCUGAGGCCAAGUGUCUCCAUACUGGAUGUUUGGAUGAAGAGGGUAGUGUGGACAUCAACUUGAACUCGGUUCCCAUCAGACAGGAGAUCCUGGUCCUCCAUCGGGAGAUGAAAGGCUGUGUCUCCACCUUCAAGCUGGAGAAGAAGAUGGUCACUGUUGGCUGCACCUGUGUCCGGCCCAUGGUCCAGGAACAAUAA
Messenger RNA from Rana temporaria (common frog), 468 nucleotides. RefSeq names its product interleukin-17F-like. Gene Ontology annotation, biological process: inflammatory response. NCBI's taxonomy places the organism in Eukaryota, Metazoa, Chordata, Amphibia, Anura, Ranidae. The transcript has 3 exons. The record is from RefSeq and is a predicted model, not a curated record. Gene Ontology annotation, cellular component: extracellular region. Gene Ontology annotation, molecular function: cytokine activity. The coding region runs from base 1 to 468 and encodes 155 amino acids.